AAAAGAGAAUUAUCAUACACAGUUGUAUCCCCUGGGCGUUCCUUCUCCUUUUAUCUCAACUAAAGAUAAAAUAUCUACGUCGUCCAUGUUAAAUUAUUUUUAUUUCAACAACACUUAACAAACAUAUCAUGGAUUAAUUUUUUGUCCCACUAUCCUAACAAGUAAACACAACUUGUAAAGCAUGGGGGCAUGUAAGUCAUGUUCUCGCGUCAUCCUUGUACUUAUUAACAUAUUGUUUUCAUUGAUUGGGAUAGCUUUGUUGAUUGUUGGAAGCGUAGUACGAUGGGGAACAGAUCUAAUGAACCAGUAUCUAUCGGAUGUGUAUAAAGACUUUAGAGUAGCUAUAGAUGCUAAUGAUGACCUUAACUUUAACAUAGCAGAUCUGCUUGAGGAUGUGACAUUAAGUUUUAUUGUAAUUGGUGCUUUCUUCUUCAUCAUUGGUAUUCUAGGAUGUAUAGGAGCAUGUUGUACAGUCAGACCAAUGCUUAUACUGUAUGUUGUUAUUUUGUCCAUUUUGGUGUUAGCUGAAGUAGCAUUUGUGGUUGUCCUGUUCGCUGCCCAAAGCAAGUUUGACGAAUGGUUGAAGAAACCUUUCCAAUCGACUUUAGAAGAUUACAAAGGUAUUGAUGGUACAGAUGCUGUUACUUUAGGACUUAAUUUCAUCAUGACACAGUACGACUGUUGUGGUGUGGAAGGUUAUGGAGACUUUAAUACAUCAGAGAAGUGGGAAAGACAGUUUAAUAGCUCUGAUGGAAAUACUUACAACAAGUCUAUACCGGCUGUGUGUUGUAAAGAUGUAAAUAAUACGGACUGUUGGCAGUACCCAAACAGAAAUAAUUCUUAUAUGGAUACGGGCUGUUAUGAUGCUAUUAAGGACUGGUUACAUGACAACAUGGAACCACUUAUAGGUACCAGUGCUGGAGUACUAGUCAUUGAGAUAAUACUUGUUAUAUUUGCUUGUGUGGCUUGUUCUAAAGAAAGAAGUAACAAAGAAGACUAUGAAAAUGACAGCUACGGUAAACCGGUGAUGGACGAUCGGUCUUAUGAUGCCAUUAGAGCAUACGAGAAUCAGGGAUACAGGGGACCACAUCAUAACAGACAACCAUAUAAUGGAUAUGAGGAUAGAGGUUCAUAUGAUAGAAGAGGACAAAGAGACAAUCGAUCGUACCAAAAUGAUGUUCCGAGUCGACGCCGAGAUAAACAUUAUUAGAGUGUGGGAAUUAUGUCUAAUACUUGUCAAGGUCUAUUGCAAAACUACUUACAGUAAAAGUGCAACAGAUCUGUAAACUUUGUCUUGCAAUUUAACAAGUAUAACAUUUUCAGUACUAUGAAAUCCAAGUCCAAUGGCCAUAAUGAUAACAAACCAGGACAAAUGUCUGGCGCAGUUUAGGAAAUAGUUGAUAUGUAUUCGUUUACAAAAAAACGUACUGUUUUAAGUCAUUAAAAUCCAUUUGUAUCAUCAUAAUGAAAACUGUUUUUCCAAUUUCGCUAGUGAAGCAAUGUUUGAAAGAAAUCUCUAGCACUGUGAUAUAAUAAUAAUACAUGUGAUUAUAUUCAUAUUAAAAUCACUUAUUCUUCUACAAAAGAAAUUGAAAGACUAUUCAUGAACUUGUUUAUUAGCUUAAUGAAUAAUAUUACCGCAAAAAAUUGAAUGCGAAUAUCACCUUUGAAGGCAUCUAUGUCCCCUUUCAAGUUAUGAUUUGUUAACACACAUAUUGUAUACUAGUAUACGUUUGGCUAAGGUACUCUGAAGGAAAGAGUUUGUAUGACAGCAACUAAACAUGCUUUUUGUAUCUAUCAAAGUCGUUUGAAAUGAUUAUACUAUGAAUUUUGUAAAUCAGUUUUAAACAGUAGGUUAUAAGAGAGGAUGUAUUUUAGGGGAUUAUCUUGGCUUUGUAAAUUAACUGGGGGAUGUAUAAUAAUCACAAACUAUCAUUCAAAUCGAAGAGCUUCCAUAAAAGGAAAUGUUUUCCAAGCAGGUUGACACAAUUUGCCUGAUGCAUCAUUGAAGUCAUGUCAUAAGAGAAGGAUUUUUUGUCAGAUUUAAAGAAAAAAUAAGUUUAUUUCAGAAAUAUAUUUUCUACAUAAUAUAGAUUUGCCAAAAAAAUAUUAUUAGCAAGUUAAUAAUAAAAUAAAAAAAAAUUAGACAUGGUAUGAAAAUCAUGCAGUUUUCUCCCUAUUCUCUUUGGUAAAUUGAUUUGAUUUUUGUAGAAAAAUAAAGGUCAGCUUUUCUGUGAAUACUUGAAUUGAGAAAGUACAUGUAUGAAUUUCAGACUUAUAUAUUUACAACAGUUCAGUUCAGUUCAGUUUCUUGUAUAUUCCUCCAUUAAAUGUGGAGCACUACCCAAAGGGUAUAGUUUGAGCAACUGUUUACACCUUAAAACAUAGGGAAACAAUUAAUUAUAUUAUAUACAGAUGACUGAAUUUGGUUAUAAUGAUCACUAAAUAAUAGAUAUCAUAAUUAAUUCAUAGGAUUGUCAUCAUAAACAAUAAAGAGUAAUAAUUGGAACUUUGGUAGUUGUAAAAAAUAUCAUACAAUUGCGUUGUAGCUGACAUGAACAGUGACAAGAGGAAUAUGACUGUUUUUUCUUUAUCCUUUCAAACUGUAUUAUCACAUCGGGAUAUGUCGAUCAUAUAACGCAGAGGGGUCCAAAUAAACAGAAAAGUGUGUAACAGUUGGUUUGUUAAUCACGGUCCGAAUCCCACGGAGGAAUUAUGUUCCUUGGGAUUCACAGAUUUUACCUAUACCCUCCGUUACCAUCUUUUCAUAAAUUGACCCUCGUUAUUCUGACCCUUCCGCGGAUUUCUGAUCGAGGUACCCGGUGCAUCAUUGUCUUAUUGCAUAUUUUUCUCUGUGUUAGUGUGAAUGUAAAUGUUAAUAAGCAGAAAAGUCAUUGUAUUGUUUUGUUUUUUUCUUCAAUUAAAUGAAGGGAACUAUAAAUAAAAACACAAAUUAAA
Messenger RNA from Mytilus trossulus (common blue mussel), 2958 nucleotides. RefSeq names its product tetraspanin-9-like. The transcript is spliced from 8 exons. The record is from RefSeq and is a predicted model, not a curated record. Bases 182 to 1210 code for a protein of 342 amino acids. Lineage: Eukaryota; Metazoa; Mollusca; Bivalvia; Mytilida; Mytilidae. Gene Ontology annotation, cellular component: plasma membrane.